GGGGAACGACAGGCUGAAUAAUAAUAUCACAGGGAGUCUCCCUCUCCAGUGCUCCUCACCGUCCACUUCUUGUCCCAUUGUAUUGGGACUGGAACAUUGGGAAUCGAGUCGACAAAAUGGAGUACUUCAAUUUUGAGGAUGCUUCCAAUGUCAUCCCCAAUCUGGAUAUCGAUGACUGCUGCUCCUUGAACGGCGAGACCAACCAGGAUGACGCCAAUGACUGCUAUGAGUCGCUCUUUUUCGAAAAAUCCUAUCUGCUCCCAGCGGCACGCCCUGCUGAACCAGGAACCGUCAUGGUGAAGUUAAUCAACAAUAUUGAAAUCGAGGCAAUCCCACACACCUCAGAUGCCGGCCUCGACUACCCCAUGUUUCGUUCCAAACAGGCCUGCGACCUCUGUGCCAGGAUGGGAUUGGAUUGCUUCCUGGCUACAAGAGGUUCCCUCGUUACGGGUUGCACCUGCUGCAUCUCAUUGUACCGAGAAUGCAGCUUUGUCCAUCCUAUAGUUCCCAAGGGAUUCGUCAACACCUUUCCUGGUAUCUCUGAGGACCACCAAGUCGAUGAAUACACCAAUACUGAAAAGCGAAAGACCAUGAGAUCAAUGGAAGAAGGGCGAGGCCGCAAGACGGGUGCUCGCUUCCCAAGAGAUGCUGUCAAAAUCCUGAAGCAGUGGCUGUCCGAGCACGCUGAUCAUCCAUACCCCAAUGAACGAGAGAAGGACGAACUCAAGCAAAUCACCGGCCUCAAGCGCAGUCAGAUUUCGAAUUGGCUGGCCAAUGCACGGAGAAGAGGCAAAGUCAGGCCCUCUUCGGGACCAUCUUCACCCAUGCUUGGUGCAAUCGACAUCCCGACUCAAACACUCGAUAACCCCGAUGUCGCUCACCUGAACCCUCUAGACAGAUGGAAGGCUUCGCCACCAGAAAAUGAACCUGCUUCCAUGACUGCUAUCGCCAAAGCCGUGACAGCCACACCUCUCCCAGUGCGCAAUCCCUCUGUCUCGAGUCUGCAUGGCUCAAGGGGUGGUUCCCGGGGUGGCUCCCGGGGUGGCUCAAGAGCUAGUUCAAGGAAAGCUUCAAGCGAGGAGGAUUCUUCAUUCUCUAUGUUCCGGGCACCUUCCGUGAGCAGUUUCGGAACCAAAGAUUCCAGUAACAGCGACAUGACUUUUGCCUCCUCAAGGUCGAAUCGGUCCAAGGCGUCAUUCGCUUCGUCGCAGGACCGACGACGGCGCCGAAGGGCACCCAUGACCCAACGAACCACCACGCAACAAACCAAGUCUCGAAGUGCAAGGAUAUUCCAGUGCACAUUCUGCACAGACUCGUUCCCGGCCAAAUACGACUGGCAGCGUCAUGAGAAGUCGUUGCACUUGGCUCUUGAGCGAUGGACAUGCUGUCCUAAUGGCGGAACAGCGAUUGAUGCUCUCACUGGCACAGAAAUGUGCGUAUUUUGCAGGGAAUCCAAUCCCAGUACCGAUCAUUUAGAAUCACACAACUUCACUGCUUGUCAAGAGAAAACCAUGCAAGAACGUACCUUCUAUCGGAAGGAUCACCUGAGCCAGCAUCUCAAGCUGAUGCACAAUGCCAAGGUGCAGUCCCACAUGAACACAUGGAAGAGCACAACCAAUGAACUCAAGUCAUCUUGCGGAUUCUGUCCGUCCAAGUUCACUACCUGGCAGCAGCGGGCAGAUCACUUGGCUGCCCACUUCCGCAAUGGUGCCGACAUGAGCAUGUGGGCGAACGGCUGGGGCUUCGAGCCAUACGUGGAGAGAUUGGUUGAAAAUGCCAUACCCCCAUACCUGAUCGGACACGAGAGGAUGACCAUGGAGCCAUACGUGGCCAGGGCGGCACAGACAACACCCUCAGCCGGUACCGACGCAGGUCUGACCAAUGGCACCUCUGCCGAGAGUAGCGAACCCGACCAAAUCACCAAAGACUCCAACUGCUGGGGUCGACUGGAGCAAGAACUGACCAAGUUUGCAUCGCAGCAAAAGGCCGCAGGCAGGAUCCCCUCGGACAAAGAUCUCCAGGACCAGGCCCGCGUGAUCAUAUACGAGGACAACGACCCCUGGAAUUGGACCUGCGCCGACAAUCAGCAAUGGCUGGACACAUUCAAAUACCAACAUGGCCUGGACGCCCCGCCAACGAUAGUCGCUCAGAACCUGGCCGAAGUACCCAUCAUGGCACCGUAUGUGAUCAAGGGUGGUCUGAAAGCCAAAGCCACCACGCCCACGAUGCAGAGGAAGAGCAUGUCUCAUGACUCCACUCCCGCCAUGACCGCAGACUAUAGCAGCAUGCCUGCUUCUGCCACAGCCACGACCUUUGACCAGAACAUGGACUUUGACUUUGACAGUAUCGACUUCAGCGGACUCGAUUUGGGGAUGGUGGACGACUUGAACUUCGAUAUGGGCGCCGAUGAUCAGACAGGCGGUGUCAUGGGAGGUGCACCCGCAGCUGUUGGUACAUCGGCGCCGUACUCGUCGAGUAUACCCACUGUAGACUCGCUUUAUGGCUCGUAUAGCAUGGCGCCUGCCAUGGAUAUGGGGAUGGGAAUGAACACGGGUCUGCCGACGCAGCAGAAGCAGCCCGAGGACAACCUUAUGACUGAACAGGAUCUGAGCCAGUUGAAUGGAUAUAUGGCCCAGUUCCACUGAACCAAAAACAGGAGAGAAAAGAGUGAAGUGAUAUAUCAACAACAUGUCAGUGCUGGGGCAAGGAGGCCUCUAUAUGCAUGCACAUAUGAGAGAUCUAAAAGGCGUUAUAUGUGUCAUGGGAUUGGCACUGAUCAGGCACAGGGCGCAGGAUUGAGACAACGUCAGGGAGCUUGCCUAAUGAA
Messenger RNA from Exophiala viscosa, 2827 nucleotides. RefSeq lists its product as uncharacterized. Bases 117 to 2645 code for a protein of 842 amino acids. Gene Ontology annotation, molecular function: RNA polymerase II cis-regulatory region sequence-specific DNA binding. The transcript has a single exon. Gene Ontology annotation, biological process: regulation of transcription by RNA polymerase II. The record is from RefSeq and is a predicted model, not a curated record. NCBI's taxonomy places the organism in Eukaryota, Fungi, Ascomycota, Eurotiomycetes, Chaetothyriales, Herpotrichiellaceae.